Molecule: messenger RNA, 726 nt
Organism: Necator americanus (New World hookworm)
Lineage: Eukaryota; Metazoa; Nematoda; Chromadorea; Rhabditida; Ancylostomatidae
Exons: 1
Coding region: 1-726 (241 amino acids)
Biological process (GO): chromatin remodeling
Cellular component (GO): nucleus
Molecular function (GO): catalytic activity
Source: RefSeq, a predicted model, not a curated record
AUGAAUGACGGCACACUCGCCAUUCGUGGAGAGAAGGUUCCGUUGCGAAAUGUAGGCGGUGUUGGUUUCGUUGUGCACCCAUCUGUCGUCCAUCUCGUCGAUUCUCACGAGAUCCUGUCACCUCGUCUGGCCAUUCUUCGCCUCCGCCCUCUGCGCCAAAAAUCCAUCAGUAUCAUCAACUGCUAUUCACCAACAUCAGCAGCUGAUGAUUCCGAAUUGGACGCGUUUUACGAGAAGCUGGAGGAAGUAGUCAGCAACGAGAGGUCCUUUUACAAAUUCGUUGUCGGAGACUUCAACGCAAAACUAGGAAAGGCCACAGAAGAGAAAUACAGGAUUGGAAGAUUUGGACUAGGGGACCGGAAUGAAAAUGGCAAUCGUCUCGCCGGGCUGUUGUCCGCCGCUCGCCUCUUUCAUGGGAACUCUCUUUUCAUGAAAAAAGAUCAUCGUCGGUGGACAUGGGAAUCGCCCAAUGGCGUGACUCGUGCGGAGACCGACCACAUACUCACCAACCAGAGGUGGUGUCUACUUGACGUCUCAGUAGUACCAUCCUUUUGUAGUGGUUCUGAUCACCGUCUCCUUCGUGCGAAAAUACGACUUAGCCACACGAUGGAAAAGAACAUCUGCUAUCGGCAACGAAGGAGAAAAGAAGUCGCGCACGGCAAACUUGGAUCGAAUUUCGAAGACCACCAAGGAAUUGUUAGAAAGAAGAAGGGCUUUGAGGCUUGA